Molecule: messenger RNA, 390 nt
Organism: Protopolystoma xenopodis
Lineage: Eukaryota; Metazoa; Platyhelminthes; Monogenea; Polystomatidea; Polystomatidae
Source: the annotation of a GenBank genome assembly
AUGUACCACGUUCGAUCACGCGGAAUUGUGCUCGUGUCAGGCACUGGGUCCAACUGCAGAUUGAUUCGUAGUGACCUGACAUGUAUUUGCACCGGCGGACUUGGUAGCUUCCUGGGAGAUGAGGGUUCGGCCUACUUCAUAUCCUAUCGGGCCAUUAAAGCUUUUGUUGAUGCUGAUCAAGGCCUAGUGUUGCCAACUUUCUCGCUUGACAAUUGCAGUCGCGCAAUUCGCAAACAUUUUGGUGCCAGUAGCGCCUUGGAUUUGCUACCACUCUUCUACACUUCCUUCGACAAAGCGCGCAUCACUAAGCUCUGUAAAGACCUAGCUGACGGUAGGUGUGUUAUUUAUUCAUCUAGGUUUUCAUUGUUUGUGUGUUUACCACUUCUGUAA